Cuscuta epithymum is the source of this 2926-nucleotide messenger RNA. The record is from the annotation of a GenBank genome assembly. Lineage: Eukaryota; Viridiplantae; Streptophyta; Magnoliopsida; Solanales; Convolvulaceae.
CCCAAACCACUGCUGCCAGCAGAAACGGAUUCCCAGAUACGGGAAAUCCCAAUCGGGCAAUCAGCAAUCAACCGGGUAACAAGCAACAAGCAACAAGCAACGGCCAAGCCAAGCAGCCAAGCGCCCAAGCAGCAGAGCCAUCCGCCACACCGGACCGCCAGGGAUCCCGCCUCCCGGAGCCAAAUCGCCGACCGCCGUGCCCGUUCCUCGUUACGGCGUCCGCCAUCCGCCCUUCCGAUAUUUAGGUGUGGUUUACAAUAGAAUGACAUGUUCUGAGCUAGACCCUGAUGUUGUUCGGUGGGGUCUUCAUCUGAUAGAUGUUUGCUCUAUCAACGAUAGUGGAUCUCCUGUCAGCAUUACACAGUGUGAUGAGGACAUGUCUCAAACUGAAUUAAUUAGAGAAGGUUACUGUGAUACGUCACACUUACCUCAAACUGAGUUGAUCAGAGAAGAUUACUAUGAUACUUCACAUGCUUACGUGGAUAAUGAUGAGAUAAUUGCUCAUACACUUCAAGAGGAAUUAUCGCGAGUUGCGAUGGUUGAAUCUUCAGGAUCUUCACAUGCUGAGGAAGAACAUCAGAAAGACUCUGUUCUUUCUCAGGAUUGGCUUGGAUCUUCAAAGAGACACGGCUGCGAAAGAGUUAAUGAAGAAAUAGAAGACAGUGAUAUGUUUUAUCAAUAUUCUAGUCCAGUUGAAAUGUCAGGUUGUCCGAGCGAUCAAUCUUAUUUGCCACAGAUUGAAGAUGAGUCCAGUCUUGAUGGUGAAGUUGGCAAAAGAUUGAACCAGAUGAUUUCUAUUCCUCAUGUUCCUAAAAUCAAUGGAGAGAUACCUUCAGUUGAUGAAGCUUCUUCAGAUCAUCAGAGGCUAAUGGACAGGCUUGAACUAUAUGAGCUCGUUGAGUUAAAAGUUUCAGGAGAUGGCAACUGCCAGUUCCGGUCGCUAUCAGACCAAAUAUAUCGUACUACUGAGUAUCACAAGUUUGCAAGGGAACAGGUUGUUAAACAGCUCAAAUCCCAACCGGAGUUGUACAAGGGUUAUGUUCCUAUGGAUUAUGGAGAGUAUCUAAAGAAAAUGAGCAAGUGUGGUGAAUGGGGUGAUCAUGUCACAUUGCAGGCUGCUGCAGAUGCGUAUGGUGUUAAGAUAUUCAUCAUUACAUCAUUCAAGGAUACCUGCUACAUUGAGAUAAUUCCACAUGCACAAGUAUCAAAGAGAAUUAUUUUCUUGAGUUUUUGGGCAGAAGUGCAUUACAACUCCAUAUAUCCACGAGGAGAGUAUAUGGGCCCGGACCCCAUGGCCCACAUACUCAAGUCAACGAUGGCCAGAAGAACACCCACGUGGCCCCCUUCGGCCAGCGGGUCCGCAUCGGCCAGAAACCAAACCGGCCCAGGAAGCACGCAUGGACUCCCGGGACCGCAUCGGCCCAUGGACCGUAUCGGCCAUGGGACCGCAUCGGCCAAAAGUGCACCGCAUCGGCCAGGCCUCGUCCUAGCAGAAUGCAUCUCUCUACUUUAUUUGCUAAGUAUUGUACUCAGCCCAUUAGUGGCCCUAUUUCGCCCAAAGAAGGCACGAUUAUUGUAAUGGGCCUCCUAAGCCCAUGGCUAGGAGCCCAAAUCCACAUUUUUACCUAUAAAUAGACCCCUUGGGGCUAGUUAUAGGAGGUUGAGAAAUAUAAUUACUCACUUUCUCUCUCUAGCUCUCACUUCUCUCUAGAAUUAAUACUCUAUCAUUUGGUGGAUUGGCGGAUUCCAAAAUAGAAUCUUUUGGCGGAUUCCAAAAGAUCCCAAAAAGCGCGGACUGGCGGAUUCGAACUACGAACUUGAGUGGCAAGUUGAGUUAGAUUAUUAAUCUAUUAUCAUUAUUUGUAAAAUAGUGUGUAUUUUUUGACACAUGGAAAAACGGACUUAUUCCGAGCACUCGCGUACACCGGCAGACUAUUGAAGUCUCGCGCCACGGGUCACGACAAACGGGUGUGGCGAUAAAUAAGCUUCAAAUCCAAAUGUUAUUUAAUACACACUCUGGUUUCUAUGCUCCAGCAUAGAAACAUGAUUUGAGCUCCAGCUUGAAAUUUUGAGGCCAUUUAAUGUAGGCCCAAAUCCAAUAACGAAUUGAAAGCUCAAGAAAUUAUAACAAAUUUAUUUGAAUGCAUAGGUGCAAUUAAAUGAUGACCAGGACUACUUAGCAUGCCGAGCUACUCACAUCGAGAGACUGGUCUCGGCCAUCCCCUCAGUAGACGGACACCGUUGCAGCUCUGUGCCUAGGCCGAAAGGUUCACCCCUUUUUGCUUCAUUUUGGGGGCAUCUGAUGUACUCUUUUUCCCUCAUUAGGAUUUUUUCCCAUAGGGUUUUUUCCUAAUGAGGUUUUUAACGAGGCAUCUCCCCAUUGUGGAUCAAAAGGUGUCGACCCUCGGCCCCCUAUUGAAGACAUCAUCACGAGACAUGCACUACUCAACUCCUCUUCACCUCAUGACAUUCACCUCAAGGAGUGGGGGACUGGAAGAGCGGGGGUAGCACCACCGUUAACCAAAGAAGCAGAAAUUCCAAAUUUUUAACGAAGUUUACUCACCAAACGAUGACAUAUCAGCACACAGUUCUACUCUCUUUCGCCUCGAGUACUCUCGACUCAGAGAGUGGGGGACUCCUGAUAGAGUAUAUAGACUCAGACUCCCGGGUAUCACGACUAUUGGGCCCGGACAGUGGCCCACACACGCUUCACCGAUAUCAUUUAUAUUAUUGUACUGUCCGAUUUGUAUUUGUAUAAUUGUAUCCACUAGAUUAGCCUUUUUUAUAUCAGUCCAUUUAUGUAACCGGGUCUGUCGGGCCCAUAUUAGAGGCCCAGACCCGGAUUUUCCUAUUUAUACUCCUCUUGGAGCUUCUUGUAACCCUAAGUCAUAAUUCCAUAAUUCAAUACUAUUCAUCUUCUUCCUCA